AUGGCCCCACAAGAAAUGACAUAUGAGCUCAGCCUCAAUCAAGUGUUUAACUCACAAAAAGGAAACUACGCGAAAACGGGGCGGCGUAAAUACGACGACGUGUAUGUUGUAUCAACUGAUCGGUGCUUCCAAUGGUGGUAGCUCUUUCACUGUCGCAGUACUAGUUGCUCUCUUGCAGUAGAUGACAAUGCUUCUACUUCAGUACGCGGAUUGUAAGAAAUGAAAAAUGAAGUGGUACAUAGCAGCUCUCCUCACCGUCCUCACCAGUUCUCAGGGGAUAUUAACAACUCUAUCGCAAAGCAAUGGCAAAUAUAAAUAUGAUUACGCCACCGUUCCUUUCUUUGCAGAGGUUUUUAAGCUUAUUGUAUCGAGUGUUUUUCUAUGGAGAGAGUGUAAGAAACUGCCUCCUCCAAAAAUUACAACGGAUUGGAAAACUGUUCGAUUGUUCCCCAUUCCGUCUGUCAUUUACUUAAUACAUAAUAAUGUCCAGUUUGCUACUCUUAUGUAUGUCGAUAUUUCGACGUAUCAGAUUAUGGGCAAUUUGAAGAUUGUCACUACUGGAAUUCUAUUCAGGUUAUUUCUUAAGAAGAAGCUAUCUAAUCUGCAGUGGAUGGCGAUCAUUCUAUUGGCGGUUGGAACAACCACGAGCCAGGUCAAAGGUUGUGGAGAGGCUUCAUGUGAUUCCCUCUUCUCAGCACCAAUUCAAGGAUACAUGUUAGGAAUUUUAUCUGCUUGUCUUUCCGCAUUGGCUGGCGUGUAUACGGAGUUCUUGAUGAAGCAAAACAAUGAUAGCUUAUUCUGGCAGAAUGUACAGUUGUACACGUUUGGUGCAAUUUUCAACAUGGCACGGCUUGUAGUUGAUGAUUUUAGAGCUGGAUUUGAGAAAGGACCUUGGUGGCAACGGCUGUUUAAUGGGUACAGCAUCACCACUUGGAUGGUUGUGUUAAAUCUAGGCUCUACUGGGCUUUUGGUUUCAUGGUUAAUGAAAUAUGCUGACAAUAUAGUCAAGGUAUAUUCCACAUCGAUGGCCAUGCUAUUGACAAUGGUUCUUGCUGUGUUCCUCUUCGGUUUCAAGCCAACACUUCAGCUUUUCUUGGGAAUCAUUAUUUGCAUGAUGUCUCUACAUAUGUAUUUUGCUCCUCCAAGUAUGUUUGUAGGCCUGUCUCCAACAGUUAGAUCAGAUCCAGAGAGCCUUGUCAUUGUUUCAGAUGACCAUAAAGCAGAGUCAUGAAUCAACAUCUUUUCUGAAGUAUGUAAUUCUUUUGCAAUUCUCCUAUUAAAGGAAAUUAAAUUUAUUAAAAGUUUCACCGCCUACCAAUUGAAAUUCAUCAAUUAGGUAUUUAGUUAGAAUUUUUAUUUUUUACAGCUGAACAUAGGACAUGAAAACAAGGUAACGUGGUCAUGUUUGAUUACUUGGAAUGGUCAUUUUCUCAUUUGAGUUAUGAGAAAAAACCUUGUUUCCUACAUAUUCAUACAAAUGAAGGUUAAUUCCCUUUGUUUUAUGGAGUUGUCUUCUGUUUCUUGAUGAGACGUUAACAGAUAGUUGGAAAGAGAACUAUGCAUUAUUGCAAUGGAUUAAUGAAAGCGAGCAGUACUCAAAGCAACUGUUUCUUGACUGAGUCUGGCUUAUAUUGUUUUGCUAUUAUAGAUAUCGAUAACUAUGGUACAAAUCAAACCAUCAUAAGUGGCUGAUGUUUUUCCUUUGCAAGAUUUUAGCUGCAGCUUUGUUAACAAUGCAGUGACCACAGACAGCUACAAUGAAUUGCUUAAAGGUUAUUCUGUUGGAUUGGUGGGACAAA
This is a messenger RNA of Gossypium arboreum, 1799 nucleotides long. Its product is annotated as CMP-sialic acid transporter 1-like. Gene Ontology annotation, cellular component: Golgi membrane. The transcript has 8 exons. Gene Ontology annotation, molecular function: pyrimidine nucleotide-sugar transmembrane transporter activity. Gene Ontology annotation, biological process: pyrimidine nucleotide-sugar transmembrane transport. NCBI's taxonomy places the organism in Eukaryota, Viridiplantae, Streptophyta, Magnoliopsida, Malvales, Malvaceae. Bases 227 to 1231 code for a protein of 334 amino acids. The record is from RefSeq and is a predicted model, not a curated record.